This is a messenger RNA of Opisthorchis viverrini, 2721 nucleotides long. RefSeq lists its product as hypothetical. Gene Ontology annotation, biological process: regulation of signal transduction; regulation of protein localization to membrane; cell migration. The transcript is spliced from 12 exons. The record is from RefSeq and is a predicted model, not a curated record. Gene Ontology annotation, cellular component: cell surface; extracellular region; plasma membrane. Lineage: Eukaryota; Metazoa; Platyhelminthes; Trematoda; Opisthorchiida; Opisthorchiidae. Bases 1 to 2721 code for a protein of 906 amino acids.
AUGCAUCCAAGCUAUGGCCUUCAAUGCAUAGCUCCCUUCCCAAUCCCUUCAUUUAGCCGUCCACUGAGAGUCCUGUAUUUACGCAUCAGUUUAUCAGCUCCCGCCUCCAAUGUACAGCUACCCAUCCUAUCUCCCCAAAUCAUCGAUGAACGAGACCGUGGGAGCUACAACAACUGUGCAAUAAGUGCGCAGCUCUUGCAGCUAAUAAUAGUAAUUGAUUCACUACUCGUAUCGGAGCCUUUGGCAUUGAAAAUUAAACCUUUCGUGACUUCGAAAAUACGCAAUUGCUUUUCCCUGCCCAAGCGAUGCAAAGUUCCUAUCGUUCUGAUGGAGUUCCACUCACUCCAGUUUUUUGUGUCUGCCCUCAGCACUACGAUGGCCACGUUACAUUCCAAUUUCAAGCGGUCCUAUGGAUACAAUUAUGAACUCAAUCAAGAUUUUUUCUUUCAAUUUUUCGAUGGAUUGGCUAAAUACAUGCUAGGUCAGAAGCAGAAUUUGUCCCUCAUGAUCGAUAUGUUCUUUCGAGAACUUCUGAUUCGCAUUGUUCGCCUUAUGUUACUUGCGAAGUCAGAAAGCGAUCUCCGCACAGCUGAUUGCGUUGCUGAGGGACUGGAAAAACAAAACCCGUUCGAUCAAACACCAGAAAUAAUCAAAGCCCUAAUGGGUCGAGCAUUCCCACCGGCACGAAUUGCCGCCAAUGCCCUUCUACUUGGAAAUGAAAUGAUAGGGAGUAUAAUGAAUCAUACAAGCCUACGAGUCGCCUGUGUCAGACACUGGCUGGAGUUACGUUACUGCAGUCUUUGCUCGGCGACAGUUAAUGCUUACAUUUGCCCUCACAGCUGUCGCCUGGCUUUCGAUAGCUGCCUAUCAAAUGUCCGGCCACUAGCCCUAAAGUGGGCAAGUUUUAUUGAUCGACUCUUGCCUGUCCUCGGAGCGCUGCAAGGCCCUACCAGUUUUCCUCAGGUUAACCGACCAAUCCAGAUGCACAUAACCGACGCUAUCAUGAAUUUGCAGAGGGUAUUUUCCCGCAUGGAUCAAAUGUUACUGACUAAUUGCAGUCACUACGGUAUUGCGCUGUCCAACAGGCUCCGACGUUCAACUCCCUUUCGAUAUCCUACGUCACAAGCACCCCCUCGUACGGACUUUGGUCAGCCACUCCACCAAAUUGAAGCACUCGGGGACUGGUCGAGAAAAGCAGUUGAAAAAUAUUCAAAGUUCCGAAACUUGCUUACGGAUCUCCCCGCCCGGUUCUGCACUGACGAUUUUCUGCGAACAAGGCGGCCAUUUCGAGCUUCAACUCAACCCUGUUGGAACGGAGAACACCUGGUCGAUGGCUCCUCAUUUCGAAUUGAAACUGAGCCUGAGCUACUGCCCUCCAUUUCAUCAACUGGCCAGGAUGCCUCUACAGACACCCUGUACCACGAGUUACAGCGUAUGAGUGAGAAGCUUGACGCGAUUACUCGGUAUCAUGCUGAUCCAGAUUACCUCCCUGUAGACAAUUCAUACGUUUCACGGUACUCCGAUACCGUUGCUUCAUGGCGCGACACCCCGGAAUUCGCUACCACGUUGGAACGCGGAAAACUUGCCGUAUCUUCGAAUGUUGUCCCUGAAUUCCUGGGUUCGGAAGGCGAAAGGAGAGGUAUGCUGAACAUGACUGCGCCAUUUGAACUCAGCAGGCCGAGUGACGGUUCUGUCGGCGAUCGUCAGAAUCCGAUUCCCGUUCAUGAGGGCGGAAGUGGUUCGCUACCUAGCAUUCAUCAAAAUAACAUCUGGACAUUAGGACGAGAACCCGAAAAUGACGGGUACUUAUUGCUAUCUCAACAUGCUAGCGACUCCGUGGUUCGGGAUCCAGUGUCUCCAAGUGAACGUCAUUCCGAUUUCGCUUCUCCUUUGGGCAGCCGCUUGGAUGACGAGGAUACUGUGAUGCAAUCUUACAAUGAGAGUCCUGUCUAUCUUAGGUACGCAGACGACACCGUCCCCACCUUUGAAGACGAAGGUGAAGCACAGGCCCUGUUGAAUAAACUAACCAUCAUCAUACCUUUUUCGGCAUGCGCCUUGCACCUUCACAGUGCAGAAUCCUUUUUCAGAACACUCGCAUACCUUGGCAGUCGUAUUAGCUCUGGCAGAAGUGUGUCUCAUGAGGUCAGUGCACGAAUCUCAAAGGCUGGCGCCAUAUUUGCGUCACUUGUGGCAUCGAAAGCGUACAAUCACUGGUUCUCAAGGUUCGCGUGCACCAGGCUACAACAAGGGUUGUAUUGUAUGUAUUGUACGGCCGCGAGACAUGGCCACUACAGACAGAUGAUCUGGGGCUUCUCUAGGCUUUUGACCACCGAUGCCUCAGAGGCGUUAUGGGUUCCGGGUGGCGUCAACGGAUUCUCAAGGAGCGAAUUUGGAAACACAUCGUUUGUCGAGACAGGUGUUGUUCCCCAUAUCUCCUUCAAAAUGGUGCAAACUAAACAAACGCCAUUCGACUUAGUGACAGAGGUUCGUGAAAACCAGUCUAAUUCUUCACGGGGGCUCCCCGGUCACCGCUCAGCCGUCGUAUCCAGCACGCAGAUUCGUAAGAUUCAUGCUCAUCAGCACCAUGACCCUCCUGAUCAGAUAUGGAUACCAGCGAAAGCAGUGCAAACUUUGGAUAUGCAUAGCGGGGUACCUCACUCGAGACAUUUCUUCAACAGCAAUUGGUACUUUUUCUUCAGCAUUUUGCUAUUCUCUUUAUGA